Messenger RNA from Papilio xuthus (Asian swallowtail), 4967 nucleotides. It is a transcript of the gene Ih, whose product is annotated as hyperpolarization activated cyclic nucleotide gated potassium channel Ih. NCBI's taxonomy places the organism in Eukaryota, Metazoa, Arthropoda, Insecta, Lepidoptera, Papilionidae. Gene Ontology annotation, biological process: sodium ion transmembrane transport; regulation of membrane depolarization; potassium ion transmembrane transport. The record is from RefSeq and is a predicted model, not a curated record. Gene Ontology annotation, cellular component: membrane; HCN channel complex. The coding region runs from base 795 to 3170 and encodes 791 amino acids. Gene Ontology annotation, molecular function: voltage-gated potassium channel activity. The transcript has 12 exons.
CUGCCGAGUCAGUCGCGCCUCGAGCCCCGGAGGGGCUGCACGUGUCCCAGCUCCCGCCUCGCGACUUAUGUAACCAUCCGCACGGUGAGUCCGCAGCCUCCGCGCCACUGCCUCCCCCCGAUCGACCCCUGGGCCGGCCCACGCGCGCUUAUCUACCGCUACCCCGCCAACCCCUUUCCCCGCCUCGUCUCAUAUCGACUGAUAACUCUCGACGGAAGCACCAUCGGCCCGCGUUGUGCAAUAACUGUCAGCUGAGACGUGACAUAAUCGAUGCAAUUACUAGGACCAGAGGCACAAAUAAAACUAUAAGAAAACGCGACUUUUACAAUUUUAUCAAGCUUAUAUAAAAUUCGAGCAAACGACAAAGCGCCUUCAUUCUACAAUCAAUUAUAUUAGUAAGCUAGCACUAGGAUUAUUGUUAGGAUAUUAAUUUAAAAACAAGUGCCAAGACUGUUUGUGUGACUGCGAACUGCUGAACUGCUGGUGUGUUGAGCGAACUUUAAGUUACGUUAGUGCAAGUGUCUUAUUUGUGAAUCGCGAUCGAUGCGUGGCUGCGUCGUUCGCGACUGCCGGUAGAGGGCGUUAUUGGAGCCGGCAAGAUUGAGGUGGUGGCCGGGUGCGGUUGGGGCAGGCGCGCGCGCGUGCGGCCGCUGCACGCGCUGGGCCGCGCGGCCGGAAUGUUGGCGUCACAACGCUCACAAUCGUGUAACGAAGAGGGCGCGUUUUUCGGCGCGCGCGCGCUGCGUCGGCCGCGCGGCAAGGGCAGCGGUAGUCCGCCUUGCUAGGGGUACGCUAUGUCGCUGCGCAGCCUGCACCGGAGGCUCUCCUCCGCCAACAACACAUGCGAGGAUGGUGGAGGCGGCGCAGCGACAGGCACGGGCGGGCGCGCGGCGUCGUUGCGGCUGGCCAACGGUCGCGUGGCGGCGCAGUCGGCGGAGCAGCUGCCGCGCUCACCCGCCGACCGCGCCGAUCGUGGCCCCGACCGCGCCGACUGCGCCUCCGUGCGAAUCUCUAUCGACAACACCAAUACCUGCUGCACUGAUUCGCUCGUCACCGCUCUCGAUGACGAAACAUUAUUAUUAGGCGACGCCGAUAUGUCGCUGAAGCAGGGCAGCGGCACCGGCAAGGUCCACUUCGGUGGUCUGGACGAUGUGUCCCUGUACGGCACGCCCGUGGAGCCCGCGCCACCCGCGCCCGACGCCAAGCAGGGCUUCCUGCGAAACCAGCUGCAAGCACUCUUCCAACCGACCGACAACAAGCUAGCAAUGAAACUCUUCGGCUCAAAAAAAGCGUUGAUGAAGGAGCGCAUCAGGCAAAAAGCGGCCGGCCACUGGGUCAUCCAUCCGUGCAGUAGUUUUAGAUUCUACUGGGAUCUAUGUAUGCUACUGCUUCUGGUGGCGAACCUCAUCAUCCUGCCUGUUGCCAUCUCCUUCUUCAACGACGACCUCAGCACGCGUUGGAUAGCCUUCAACUGUCUAUCUGACACCAUAUUCCUCAUAGAUAUUGUUGUUAAUUUUAGAACAGGAAUAAUGCAGCAAGAUAAUGCGGAGCAAGUGAUAUUAGACCCCAAGUUAAUAGCAAAGCAUUAUUUAAGGACGUGGUUCUUCCUAGACCUCAUCUCUAGUAUACCACUAGAUUAUAUUUUCUUGAUCUUCAAUCAGGUAAAUGACUUUAGUGAAAGCUUUCAAAUUCUCCACGCGGGGCGCGCGCUCCGGAUACUGCGGCUGGCCAAGCUGCUCUCUCUGGUGCGGCUGCUGCGCCUCUCGAGGCUCGUCAGAUAUGUGUCACAGUGGGAGGAAGUAUAUAUCUUGCAGAAUCUCCAAAAAAAGCGCACCGAACGACGAGGACGGCUCAGCUCCGACGUCGCCAAAAAGAAGGGUGAUACGAAAAGCAAUCUGAUCUUCAAGUUCCUCAACAUGGCAUCUGUGUUUAUGCGGAUAUUCAAUUUAAUCUGCAUGAUGCUGCUAAUCGGCCAUUGGUCAGGGUGUCUGCAGUUCCUGGUUCCGAUGCUACAAGGCUUCCCACCGAACUCGUGGGUCGCUAUCAACGAACUCCAGGAAGCCUUUUGGCUAGAACAAUAUUCGUGGGCGCUGUUCAAAGCGAUGUCACACAUGUUGUGCAUCGGAUACGGCCGGUUCCCGCCGCAGUCACUCACCGAUAUGUGGCUUACGAUGCUCUCCAUGAUCUCCGGCGCCACCUGCUAUGCCCUCUUCCUCGGUCACGCCACCAACCUCAUCCAGAGUCUUGACUCAUCUAGAAGGCAAUACCGAGAAAAGGUAAAACAAGUAGAAGAAUAUAUGGCCUAUAGAAAACUGCCUCGGGAAAUGCGACAACGUAUCACCGAGUACUUCGAACAUCGCUACCAAGGCAAAUUUUUCGACGAGGAGCUUAUUUUGGGAGAGCUGAGCGAGAAAUUACGAGAGGAUGUCAUCAAUUACAACUGCCGUUCGCUUGUAGCCUCCGUGCCAUUCUUUGCCAACGCUGAUUCCAACUUCGUAUCGGAUGUCGUCACCAAACUACGUUACGAAGUCUUCCAACCUGGCGAUAUUAUCAUAAAAGAAGGAACCAUAGGGAACAAAAUGUACUUCAUCCAGGAGGGCAUCGUAGACAUCGUAAUGGCAAACGGAGAGGUUGCAACCAGCCUGUCCGAUGGCUCCUACUUCGGCGAGAUCUGUCUCCUGACGAACGCUCGCCGAGUCGCCUCCGUCCGCGCCGAAACCUACUGCAACCUCUUCUCACUGUCCGUGGACCACUUCAAUGCGGUGCUCGACCAGUACCCUCUGAUGCGGCGAACAAUGGAGAGCGUCGCCGCCGAGCGACUCAACAAGAUCGGCAAGAACCCAAACCUCGUGGCACACCGCGAAGACGACACCACAUCGGAGGGGAACACGAUCAAUGCGGUGGUGAACGCGCUGGCCGCGGAGGCGGAGCACGUGAGCUUGUCGGACGACAGCGUGGCGCGGCUGUCGGAGCGAUCGCUGGGACUGGCGUUGCAGCCGCUGCAGGCGGCGUCGUGCCGCAUGGCGGGCGUGGCGCUGCCAGGACUGGGUGUGGCGGCCGCGUUGCCGCGCCCCAAGUCCGAGCACGACUUCAGCGCGGCGCAGGGCCCGCCGGCGCCGUUGGCCGCCGCGGCCGCCUUCCACAAGUCGGACGCUGGCAUCGCACCCUGACGCCGCACGCUGUGCUAGUGCGCGUGCGUGAGCGCCACUCGAUAGCAAUACUAGGCUUAGUGCGAGCUCGCCGCCUCGCUAGUUGUAGCGUAGAUAUAGCUGCGACUUCGCCGGGCCCGCCCGCUGAAUCUCAUUUUGUGAUCUUAUACUUAAUUCUCCUGUGUUAUAAUUUAGGUUAAAUUUUAUAUCAUCGACGCUGUGAGGGAUCGAAUACGUGACGUAUUGCGAUCGUAUAGAAUAUACCUGUUAUAUAUUGAAGGAUAACUAUUGAAUCUUUAUAGAGAUACCUUGCCAUUAAAAGAGGAAAUAAUUAAUUAUAUAGACUAGACUGAGAUGUAAAAUAUCACUAUUUUAUGCUUUGUUGGCGUAUGAGAUUGUCGCUGUUGUUGACGGAUACGAAGUCGAUCGCGUGAUACCGAUCGAAGAUGUACCUUUGAAGGUUCCUGGCAUAGGCCUCGAAAAUGUUAUAUAUUUGAAAUUGUUAACCGCAUACUCGUGCGCCGAGAGAGGCGGGAGUAGGCAGAUAGGCGGAGCUCCGUACGAGCGACGCACGACACGACUCGUUCGAGUCUCACAAAUCAAGAGCACAUUUGCUUUCUUAAUUUUAAUAUUAAGUAGUCCUACCGACCGACAAAGAUUAUGCGAUUUCUCACGAUUUCCUAUUUAGAAGUGGAUCAGUAGCGCUUCGGGUCGUUUUCUUUAUGUAAAUAUUGUAAUUUUGAGAAUUCGCCAGUAGGGUUUGUUUUAUAGAAGUGAGGGGCGACGUUCGUCGGAGCGGUCCAGUCAAUUAACACGUAACCCGCGGCGCGCGGCGGACGUCAAGCCCUCGUGCACCACUACACUUCGUACCUUGUUUUUAUUGUAGUCGAAGUAAUAAUUUAUUAUUAAUAGAGAUCAUUUUGUAGAAAUAAGUAGGCCGAACCGUUAACAAAUUCGGACGAAUUAAGUUAUGUGAUAGGCAGUAAGGCCGCGAGCAAGCCGCCACCUCUCGCCCGUCGCCGACUCGGGCCGUCCGCCACUUAGAAAUAGGCACGAGUAGCCCCACUGCUCCAAUGUGCAUGCCACUCGAGCUCAUUUUGCCACUUUGCUUCAUUCCAGACUUUAACUCUUAAUUUAUUUUCAGUAUCUCUAGUGAAUAUUUAUUCCAAUAAGACACGAUUUAGAUGACGCAAUCGCUUGUCUUAUGGCCGACAUAGCGAUAGGAGAACCUAGGAGCGCCGACGCCAAGACAUAUCGUAGAGGGCGACAGCGUCGAGCCGGCGGCGGAUUUGCUUCGGCGACAUUCAUCGUUGACUAAUUCUUAUAGUGUCAUGACAAUUUGUAAAGAAGUUUUGCAAAUGUUGAAUUUUUAGCCAAAAUAUAGUUAAUUGAGACGACGAACCAAUAUGCAGUAGCUUAAUAGUAGUUAAAUGCAGCCUAGUUAUCAGUUUGUCGAUUAACACCAAUAGAUACUUUAUACUUUUAAGAUAUUUAUACAAUCGAUCAGAGUGACUAUUAUGUCAAUUUAUCUACAAAAAAGAUACAUAUAAAUUGCAAUUAAUCCCCAGAAGCAUUUAUUUACCGUUGUUUUAUCUAACAUUGCCGCUUUUAUAAAUAAUAUAAAUUUUAUAGAAGAGAUCUAUUUUUAUUGUGAAGUUGAACCGCUGGAAAGUAAACUUAUAUAGAAACGUGUGUUUUUUUAUUCACAAAUUUUAAAAACAUUGAUAUUAUUCUGAUUUCUGUUAUGUCUAUUUUCACCAAAAGUGCUCAUCGCUGUCAAGAAAUUAGAGAAAAUGCAUUAAAGAAUGAUGAAAAUCG